This is a messenger RNA of Suhomyces tanzawaensis NRRL Y-17324, 1252 nucleotides long. RefSeq lists its product as uncharacterized. The record is from RefSeq and is a predicted model, not a curated record. Gene Ontology annotation, biological process: endoplasmic reticulum to Golgi vesicle-mediated transport. Bases 238 to 765 code for a protein of 175 amino acids. Gene Ontology annotation, cellular component: nucleus; cytoplasm; TRAPP complex. The transcript has a single exon. Lineage: Eukaryota; Fungi; Ascomycota; Pichiomycetes; Serinales; Debaryomycetaceae.
ACUUCCAACACGUCGAGUUUGCGUAGAACCACUCCAAGUAGGGAUCCCUUGAGCGUGUCUAGGAGUUAUACAGUGAUAUCUGCGAUUUGACGGAAUGUUUAUCUGGUAGAUCUGGAGUAGUCCCGUCAUAGAUCAGUCACGUGUGUUUAGUCAAGUGCCACGGCCUGAAUUCCAGUUUCCAGCCGUUUAAGCUGUUCUUUCGAGCUCACUUCCCCAUCCACUUCCCGUCCAUUCCGCAUGUCUGUCAAUUCGUCGACCCCCCAGCGGGUCCAGUUUGUGUCCCUCAUCUCCCCCAAUGACAAGCCUCUUUACAUCCAGGCUUUCGAUCUUCCUUCCAUAGACUCACCUGACAGCGAGUCUGCCAACCGAUUCCUCAAGUACAACUUCCUUUCCCACAUGGCUCUCGAUAUCUUCUCGUCACCAGCAUCUCUAAGCCUCAGAGAGCAGCAGCAGCAACAGCAGGGAGAAAGCUCCGAUGGAGUCGUCUUGUUGUUCAUCCAGGACGACGUCACUGUGUAUGGAUAUGAGACCAACAACGGCCUCAAGAUCAUCGUGGGCCUCGAAAGCGGGGAAAGAGUAGCCAGCGAAAGUGGUGUGAAUCGUGACUUGAAGGAAUUGUUCCACCUGCUCCACAAGUGCUACUUGCGGACCAUUUUUAACCCUUUUGAUGGGUUGUUGAAGGAAGGAGUUGAGUCCGAAGAAACCAUACAGAGCAAGACCUUCGAGAGAAACGUAGGAAAAAUUGUCAGCCAGUGGAACGAUUAGAUUUUUAGGGCUAAGUUAGCGACUAUAGGUUCAUUCUGUGAUGGCAAGUUUGUGCUUGGAGGUUUCAUUAUCGUUCAGUUUUUCCAGGGGCCUUUCUGGCUGGAGUAACGUGGAAAACUCAUGCUGCUAUAGUUAAGUCUUUUUGACUAAGGUACUAUGCACAAUACGGGCUUUUUGUGGUCGUUUCAAUGCUACUUUUGGUGUCGUAUGAUAUUUUUAAGGUGGAUCUCUACUCUUUUUGAGAUAUUGACCUACAGCUUCUGCCAGAACUAUGUCAGGGGACAUGGUCUGAUUGUCGCGUGGUGAAACUUACUGGCCUUAGACGAUCCUACUAGGAUUGUUAUUCCUAUUAAUGUGCAUCUAUAGAAACCAAGGGAUCGCUAAUUCUGGUGUAUCACCAAUGCAGGAGUGGUUUUAAUAUAGGUUUCUACGAAAUGGAGCCGAGGGAAAGCGUUUCUUCGGCACUGGUUCUGAUUAUUAUAAGAAU